This is a messenger RNA of Lindgomyces ingoldianus, 959 nucleotides long. RefSeq lists its product as uncharacterized. Gene Ontology annotation, biological process: mycotoxin biosynthetic process. The coding region runs from base 1 to 819 and encodes 272 amino acids. The transcript is spliced from 3 exons. NCBI's taxonomy places the organism in Eukaryota, Fungi, Ascomycota, Dothideomycetes, Pleosporales, Lindgomycetaceae. The record is from RefSeq and is a predicted model, not a curated record.
AUGAUGGAGCCACAGCACGAAUAUAAAAACAUCCCUCAUACAGAACACCAGCAUGAAGAUGAUUCGUCGACCGAAGUUGAAUCGCUCGUAGGACUCGAUAAACAGUGGGCUUCAGAGAACUUUAAGAGUCGAACACGGAGGUCGAAGAGGACCAUUUGCAUAUCUUUUCUAAAGACAACAAGAUGGUUCGUUGUGAUCGGGCUGCAACUCGUGGUGAUCGGAUUGUUGGCGCACGAUCAAGGGUUGUUCCAUAAUGUGUGGUGGAAUUCCCGGACGACCAGCGCGAAGGAGGUUGGAGGUGAUAUUACCGGAUGGGGACCGCAUCUUCCAACCCAAAUCCAAACCUUCCACGUUGACCAAACCUACGCUCCGUACAACACUUCUGACUUCUUCAAACCGGAAACUCUGCAAGCUUGGAACGAGCUGAUGCCGCGUGGGAUGGGAUUCCAGCAUGUUGUUGACCCCGAAAAAUAUAACGACCUCCCCACCCCUAUUAUCUGGCCCAACAUGACUGUCUUUACGACGUCAAUGACGCAUCAGUUGCACUGCUUGUUCGCGGUCGUGCAAGUCUAUUCGGGGUUAACAAGCAAUGUUGAGCUGCCGGAAGACCACCACUGGCAUAUGAUCCACUGCUUUGACUACAUGAGGCAGGCGAUUUUAUGUAGUGCGGAUAUGUCGUUGGAAGGGUUAGAGACUACGUUCCCAGACCACAACGGAGGUAGUGACGGAUGGGAUUCUAAGCAUGUAUGUAGAGACCCUGUCGCGGUACGGAACUACCUCGAGAGUGUGCGUGCGUACGACGACCAAGAAAUCUUUUGAGCUGCUUGUAGAUGCAGGAAUGCGAGGCUCGCCAGCAAAAAUGUAAAUGUCAAAGGCUGUUGAGGCGUUUUAUCUCGGGAUGGUGGAGUUAUAUCCUACGUGUUUCAUGGGAGAUGGCACACGGCGGGGGCGUGAUUUAA